AUGAAAUGUAUUGUUUCAUCUAAACAAACAUUAAUUCCAGUAACAACAAAACGUACAACACCAGAUUAUUCUGAUAUGGAACGGAAUAAUAUUUAUGCUGAAACUCCACCAAAAACUAAACCACCACCAACAUCAUCUGUAUCACCGCCAACACUUGUUAAUGGGACAAAUCAUUAUAUGCCUAUACUUCAACAAAAACGCCCAACAAAUAAUGCAACACGAAAUAUGAAUAUGACAUCGAAUUCAUCAAUGUCAUCAUUUUCAACCGUAACUUCUUCAUCGCAAUCAACGACACCAUCAAACUCAUUUCGUAAUGAUGCAACGUCAAUAAUGACACGUUCAGCUGACGCAUCAUCAUCAUGUGGAUUAAUAAUGCAAACAAAAAAUGGUACAAAUAAUAUCAAAUCAAAAUCAACAUAUGAUAUUGAUUCAUCAAUAAUUGAUCGAUCAAGACAACAAGUCAAAGAGAAUUUGAAUAAUAAUAAUAAUAAUAAUAAUAAUAAUAGUAAAUGUUUAAAUACAAUAACAAAUGGAAAUUUUGUACCAUUACAAUCUGUUAAAGAAGAUGAAUGUCUUGAAGUUAAUAAUGAUCGAGAAAAAAAUUGUUCCAAGAAUGGCGAUGAACAGCAACGUAUGUUGAUCGACAUACUUAAACAAAAAUAUCCUCGACAACAUGUUUCAUCAUCAUCAUCAUCAGCUGUAUCGACACCAAUGAUGCCACGAACAAAUUCACCUCAUCAACGUUCAUCAUCAACUGAUCCUACUGAUGAAGAAUUAACAACAAAUGUAACAAAUGGUUUUAUUCGUGGUCAACGUAAUCGUUCAAGCCUUCCAUUUAUUAUAAAACCUGCAACAAAUAUGGCAAAAACGAAUUCACUUGGUCUUUGCUUUUUAAUUUGUGGUGGUGAAACAAAAAAAGUACUUCUUCCAUCGUAUAUUUCAUGUAUAGAUACACUUAAGGCAUUAUUUGUUCGAGCAUUUCCGCAACAUCUGACAAUGAAACAUAUGGAUACCGACGAUGUACGAAUUUAUAUACGUGAACCGGAUAAAGAUAUAUUUUAUCAAUUAGAAGAUAUGAGUGAUGUCAAAGAUCGUGCCGUCCUAAAAGUCGUUCAUUUAAUCAAUACUACUACUAAUAAUAAUAAUCAUAAUAUUAAACCUCAAGUUUCAUUUAAAGAACCUGAGUCAGAUGAAGUAUCUGUUUAUGUUCCAUUUACAUCACGUCCAACAUUAGCAAGCGAAAUUACAUAUCAACGUUUAAGUCGACUUGGUCGUGUACCAUCGACAACAUCCAUUGUACCGACAUCAAGAAAUGGAUCAAUGGACGAUAAAUCAAUAUCAUCUGUUUCUGCUAAUUCACAAAUGUCAUCAAGCAGUUCGUCGUCUCGUUCUCUCAGUGAACCAAGACGUCGAAUAAACAAUAAUGAAACAACAGCUAUUACUCAUAAUAAUCCAACAUAUGCAAAUCCAAGUACAUUAGCCCCAAAGGGUAUUCUCUCGUCACCGAGAAGUGGUUCAACCACUCCGACAACAUCACGAUUUCAUGAUGAUGAUGCUCAAAAUAAAAUGAUGUGGAUGGAAAAACAACUUGAAUCAUUAACUGAACUAGUUAAAGAGUUAACUCGUGAACGAGCACUUAAUGAACACCAAUUAUUAACAAGAACAGGAAUAUAUAAAGACAUUAAUUAUAAAUCAUUACGUCAACAAUUAUAUGAAUUAAAAUUAAAAACACAUACAUUACGUAAUGAUUUAGUAUCUGUACGACGUAUGCAACAAUCAUUACAAGUAAAUUUUAAAACAGAAUUACAAGAUGCAAAUAAAAAAAUUGAAAAUCAAAUAUAUCGAUUACAUCAAAUGGAAAUUCGUUCAGUACAAUGUCGAACUAUAGAAAAUGAACUUGAUUUAUAUGUAAUAAAUAGUACAAAGAUUGAUCGAGAUUUAGAAGAUUUAGAAGCAUCAGUUGAAGAAUUACAAAAUGAUGUGAAAUCUAAACACUGUUAUGUAACGAUGAAUGAUGUAGAAAGUUUUGCUCUAGUUCUAAGUACUAUUAGUCGAUCAUUGGUCGAUCUUAAAGCUUCAUUUCCUGUAUUACGUGAAAAAAUUUGUUCACUCGGCCCACAAUCAACAUUAAAUGAUGAUCAAAAAUUUUUACAUGAAGAACCGGAACGUCUUGAUUAUACAAUAAAAAAAUGUAAACGUUUAACUACGAUGCUCUAUCAAUUAAAACGAUUAGCUGUUAGUCAAGAACAAAAAAUAGUGCUAACAAAAACUCAACGACGAUUUUCAUUGGGUUCAAAUGGAAAAUCAGUUGAUCGAAAACGUUUAUUAGAACAAAUUGAAUCAAUUACACAAAAUUCUGAUGGACGAAUUAAAGCAAUUGAAAAAGCAGAAAAAUUACGAGAUCGUCGUUUAAACUAUGCAAAUCAAUUAGAUACAUUGAAACAAAUGAAAUAUACAGCUGAACAAACGAAUGGACAUGAUUUAGGACAAUGUUUUGAUACACGAAGUUUAACAAAUUCAAUUUUACUUUCAUCAAGUACACGAACAAGUAUAUGCUCAACACAAUCGACAACAGAUUCAACUCCAUUAUCAAAUAAUUGUCCAUCACCAUCACUUUCAUUUAUUGUACGUCAUGCACUUAUUUCACCAACAAAUCCAACAUCAAUGACAAAUGAUAUAAAAAUGCGUUCACAUUCAUUAAUAAAACCACCAUCAAAAGUAACAUUUUCUCAACAAUUAAUAACAAAUGGAAAAUCUUCUAUAAGUUCACGUGAUCAUUCAACGGAUUCAUGUUUAUCAACAAAUGGUAUUUCUAUCAAUAAAAAAGGUAAACCAACACCACCACCACGUGUUCAAAGUACAUCAUCAUCAGCUGUAUCGAGUGCCGCAUCAUGUUCAUCAUCAUCUAGUUCAUCAACGUCAUCGAAUGGUAGUGCAAAUUCACGUUCAACGAAUGGCUAUUGUGGUAUUAUACCACUUGUUAUAUCACCUGAUCGUCGUCAUAGUGGUCGAUGUAAUUCAUUUUCAUCAUCAAGUACAGAUACUGAUUCCGUUAUAUCAAAUCCUCGUGGAACUAUAUCACAUAAAUCGCCAACAGUACUUAAUACAAAACCAAUAUUACUAUCAAAUGGUUUUCAUCAUAAAACAGCAACAACAUCAGCUACAAAUCCAACAACAUUGAUGCGUGCUUCUGUUACUGAUUUUUCUAAGAGGGAUUUCAAUCCAGUACUUGCCAAACAACCAAGAACGUCAGUUAGCAUACCAAGGUAUGAAUUAUUGAGCACCUUACAAGCACGAAAUUCCAUUAUUCCACUUCCAAUUCCUUCUCCUGAACGUAUUCAACAAAAUAAGACACAGAAUGAUAGUGUUACUCAUAAUUUUUCGAAUGAACCUUCGACAGUAAUUCCUACAUCACGACAAUCAAAACCAACUUUGCCUUCCCAGUUAAUAACUUCAUCAUUUCCUGUCUAUAAUCAAACACCACAAGAAAAUUCACAACAACAAAUGCCUAAACAGAAUGCGUCGCAUAUAAUUCGAUCGAAUUCAUCUUUAAAUAAUAAAACCGUGAAGGACAAUACUAUUGUUCUUUCAAGUUCUGUUAUCAGUCUAAAUGAUCAACAACAUUUCAACAAUCAUAGUUCUUCAUCAUUACGACGUCCUCCUACUUUAGUCAAACGAAAUGGAAAACAAUUCAUUAUUGAAUUUAAAGAACGUACUGAACGACGUUAUGUACAAUAUAAUGAUGAUCGAACACAUCAGAAAAGAAUUUUUGAAGUUACUGAUUGUAUACCGUAUAGAACAAUAAAGCCAUAUAUGCGUGAAUCUCAAUCUUCAUUAAACAAUGAUAGUUUAUCAAAUAGUUUGCAUUCUUCUCUUCCAUCAAUACCUAAAACUCGAUUAGAAUCAAACAAAUUAGCAAGUUCUAAUUCACAUAGAGAUUCAAGUGCGUAUAUUCGAAUGUCCUUUUCAACUCCACCACCAUAUCAAUCAUAUUAUCAACCAACAAAACAAAAUACAAACAAUUCAGAUGAUUAUCACAUUCAACAUUCACAAUCAAGUUCAUUCAACUAUACAACUAUUAAUCCACAAAAGACACCUAAUCAAUAUUCAUCUAAACCAUUUCAUAUUCAAUCAUCAUCAUUUCGAGCACAUACACCAUCUAGUUAUGAUUAUAUUGGAAAUUCCUUCGAAACGGAUUCUAUUAAUUCAAAUUAUGAAUUCAGGGAAAAAAUGCAUAAUACAGAUACUAAUCAAACAAAACGUACGAAUUCAUCACUUUGUUAUCAAACAAUUGGUAAACAUCAGUCAUCUACAUUACAAGAUUCAUUUGCUCGUUCGACAACGCCAGUGAAUAGUCAUCAAGAUCGAGUAUGGCCUGAUAUUAAUAACUAUGUUAUACCUGCAAUGAAUAAUCGAAAACAGCAACAAUUGAUUAAUUCUAAUUUUAUCUCGACUCCAACUAUUGAUAAACAAUCAAAUCAAAAUGAAUUUCCUCGUGACAAUAAAAAAGGAACAAGAGUUUCUUUCAUUUAA
Molecule: messenger RNA, 4533 nt
Organism: Adineta steineri
Lineage: Eukaryota; Metazoa; Rotifera; Eurotatoria; Adinetida; Adinetidae
Source: the annotation of a GenBank genome assembly